Messenger RNA from Lepidothrix coronata (blue-crowned manakin), 2681 nucleotides. It is a transcript of the gene APOLD1, whose product is annotated as apolipoprotein L domain containing 1. Gene Ontology annotation, molecular function: lipid binding. Gene Ontology annotation, cellular component: membrane; extracellular region. Gene Ontology annotation, biological process: lipoprotein metabolic process; lipid transport. NCBI's taxonomy places the organism in Eukaryota, Metazoa, Chordata, Aves, Passeriformes, Pipridae. The transcript has 3 exons. The record is from RefSeq and is a predicted model, not a curated record. The coding region runs from base 157 to 897 and encodes 246 amino acids.
GGAGGUCAGCUGGAAACUGAAGAUCCUCUGAAUCCCAUCACAGGGCAACACAUUAGUUCUGGCAGCAUCACUACUCUGGGCACUGAGUCACUUAAUCUCAAGGGAAUUUCAGUCCCCAGGGUUGGAAAAGAUGUUUUGUGUCUUCACACAGAAGCCAUGGAGAGAAACAGUGCUGCCUUUCCGCAAGCGCUAGACCCCACACAUCACUUCCACAUAGCACUGCUGGAUCAGAGGCGGAGGCUACGUGGCCAAAUCGCUCACCUUCACAAGGCAGCUCAUAAACUCAACAAGCUCCGCAAGAGGUCCCUGAUUGCCAAUGUCAGCGGGAGCACCCUGACCGCCGCAGGAGCUGCCACAGCCAUCCUGGGGCUGUCCCUGAGCCCAGUGACGCUGGGAGCCUCUCUCCUGGCAUCAGCUGUGGGUCUGGGCCUGGCCACUGCUGGGGGGGCCAUCAGCAUCACGUCCGACCUCUCCUUAGUGCUCUGCAACUCCCGGGAGGUGAGGAAGGUGCAGGAAAUUGCAAUGACUUGUCGGAAACAGAUGAGGGAAAUCCUUGGCUGCCUGGAGUUCCUUCGCCGGGGGCAGGGCCCGGGAGACCCUACACUGUGCCAGUCAGAGAAGAGGGCCUCCAUCUCACUGUACAACUCUGUCUGCUUCAUGGUCUUCUGCGGCUCCCACAGCUUCCUCGUGCCAGAAUACACAAAGGAGGUCACAAAAGUAAGCCAGGCUGUGCUGAAGGCCAAAAUCCAGAAGCUGGCUGCCAACCUCGAGACCUGCACCAGGGCAAUGGAUGAAGUCUGUGACCUUCUUGAGUCCAGAACAGAGCUUUCCCCAUGCACAAGGGGACUCAACUUGGGUGCUAAAACCACUGCUGAGAUCCAGAGACCAUCCAGCUGAAACAGUGUUUGGCUCAUACUAAAAAUGGGUUUGGAGACAUUACAUUAUUAAUUGUGACCAUUAGCACUGCUACCUGUUGCUAUGGUAAAAUUUGUGGUGCUGGUGCACUCAGGUGCACACAUCUCGUGUGCUUUAUCUAUAUCUGAACACAAACUCCUUCCUGAUAGGAAGCUAAGGAUUACACACACACACACACACACACACACCCCACCAACUGACAGUGGACACCUGAAUCAAGUUGGAAGUUAUGAUGGACACAUGGACUAUGAUGGACACAGCAGCAGAUCUCAGAACCUGAAGGCUUGGGUAGGUGGAUGUUCCUCAGACCCAUGUUUCCCCAGCCAUCUGCCCAACUCUGCUUCCCCAAAGCAGCAAAAAGAAGUGGAUUGGAAGGCUGAUGAAAUACCUGGUGCUGACUGAACCUGGUCUGUAAACAAGUUACGAAUCCAUGAGUGGUACAAGGACUGGGGUACCCUAAAAAGUCCAGCAGCUGCCAAUUUCCAAUAGAGUACAGUCCUAUUACCAAGGUACAUCUGGAAAGGCUGUAGAAGAAGCAGCUUCAGAUAUGACAGAAUGUAUGGAUGGUUCAUCAUCCUAGGGUGAAAUAGCAGGGCCAGAAUUUGUUAUCUCUUUUGAAGAAACCUCUCCAGACUGCAAAUUGUGAUGUUUGUGUUCUAUUUAUUUACAUGAGAUUAUUUUAAGGUUUUGAUAUUGUAUUUAAGGGUGUAUAUAGUUCUUUCUUUAAAAAGGAUGUCUCUGCUCCAAAGGAAGGCAGAUGUUCUUAUAGUGAAAGCAAGUCUGUGGCAUGUGAGAGCAAGUUAUCUGCUACUUGGCUGUGAGGGAGGGCAAGUCCCUGUAAGAAAAGGAAAGCAUGACCUCAAUGCUGGUAGUUAUAAAAUAGGUGAAACAUUGUCAACCAAUGGCAACAGAUCUUAGGAACCAAAGCAGAGAGAAAAACAGGUCAGUGGCCCUGGGAUCAGUCUGCCUCAGGACAUUGGUAGAAGAAAGCAGUUACAAGUCUUGCAGCAGGAAGGGAAGCGUGGGUUGCUGUUACUGGUCUGAGCUGGAGCCCAGCUGUGACAAGAGCACAGCAGAGAGGUGGAGGUGCCAUUCUCCAUGCAGUCAAGCAGCCUGUGAGACCCAUAGUGGAUUAUCUGUGAGGAAUGAGGCAGCACUCAUGGAGAACUACACAUACUCCUAGCAAUGCUUCCCAGGGAAGGCUUCAUGUUAGAGAAAUAUAUACUGGUACUAAUACUCAAGAGGGGUACAGAGGAGUAGGAUGAUUCAGUGGCAGAGCAGGAGCAGGAGCAAGGAGUGGGACCCUGUUUUAAGUGACUGGUCCGCUAAAUAUGUGAUUUUUGACCCCUCAGUAUCUCAGUUCCCUGUCUAAAAAUGGGGAUAGUAGCACUUCCCUACCUCACAAAAAUGUUUCUGGGAGAAAUAUUGAAAAGUGCUCAAGUACUGUGAUGAUGGGGAUCAUGUCAGUAUCUGGAAGAGGUACAAGGAAGAGACCCUGAAAUUAGCUUGAGGCAACUAAAAGAGUUAAUGCAGAGCUAACUCCACCUCCAGAAGCAUGCCCCAGUGGAUAAGAGAAACUUCCCUGCACAGGCAUGAAUUAAAAUGAUCAGAAGAACCCGCUAUGUAAUUCUGUAACCCUACAUAAAGUCUUAGGAAGAGCAAGACUCCAUCUCACAAAGCUUGAAUCCUUGCCCUUUUUGUCUCUUAUUCUCGUUACAUCAACAUUUGUUUUCAUACAUCAGAAGAAUAAAAGCUUUGGUCUCUAA